AUGGAGCUCUUCCAAGGGGAGGAGCCGGCCCAUGAUUUCCUCUCGCUCCGCGCCGGGGGCUCGUCAGCGUUCCAGCACGGGCAGCGCUCCGGCCAGCAAGGCCUGAAGUCGCUUGAACCAUCUAACGGCGCAGGGAAUGCCGGUGAUGGCGCGGCCAGUUCAGCGCCAGGUUUGGGGGAGCAUGUGCUGCCAGGCGGCGUCGGGACCUUCAGCAUCAGGCAAGUGCCUGACGCUCAGCGCAGGGAAGAGGCUGGCAUCGGCAGGGAACCGUCCGUUUCGGUGUCUCAUGGCUCGAGAAUGGAGAUUGCGCAUGAAGCACGGUCCGGAAUUAUGGUUCGUAGUGCUCCACCCACACCCACAAUGUGGCAAGAUUCUAGCACCGACAAUAAGAGAUCUAGAGGGUCGAGAGCAGAGGGGAGAAGCAGCGGCAGCAGUGCCGAUCAGGAUCCCAGUAGCCCGAGAUCGAAGCAUUCCGCUACUGAGCAGCGACGGAGGACCAAGAUAAAUGACAGGCUUGACAUACUCCGAGACCUCCUGCCCAACUGUGAUCAGAAGAGGGAUAAAGCUUCUUUCCUUCUCGAGGUUAUUGAAUACAUAAGGCUCUUGCAAGAGAAAUGCCAAAAAUAUGAGUCAGGCAUUCCUGAACAGAACAACGUCGAUGCCAACUGCAUGCCAUGGGACAAAGUGUACUACAGAUCACGUUGGAGGAACACACAGAACAUCAGUCAAGCCCAAGGAGGAGGCUUAUCAGCUACCACAGAGGACAUGAACAAAGAGCAAUACAGUUCCAAAGGCAUUGCAAGUGCACCUGCCGCUUCUCUCUUCAACACACAAAGCGCAAGAGAAAUCAGCACAGCCCCUGGUUCCUCCCAGAACAUAGCAGAGAACAGUAUGCCUACCAAUCAGCUACCGUGGCUAAGUAUGUCAACCAUGAACCAAAACUGUGAUGCAAGCAACGGACUGCUAAGCAAGCAUGAUACACAAAUGCCGCAAGAUGACAGCCAGAGUCUUUCUAGUGCUUACUCCCAAGGGUUGUUACAUAAACUGAAAGAAGCUCUACAGAAGUCGGGAGUAGACCCAUCUCAAACUAAAAUAUCCGUAGAGAUCAAUAUGGAUAGACGGGCCAGAGCCAAUGCUCAUAUACAUGACAGUUCAAAGGCUACCGAAGGCAAGGAACCUGUCCAUGUUGCCAAGAGGCUCCGGUGCGACUGA
Molecule: messenger RNA, 1212 nt
Organism: Triticum turgidum subsp. durum (durum wheat)
Lineage: Eukaryota; Viridiplantae; Streptophyta; Magnoliopsida; Poales; Poaceae
Source: the annotation of a GenBank genome assembly